Macroventuria anomochaeta is the source of this 860-nucleotide messenger RNA. RefSeq lists its product as uncharacterized. NCBI's taxonomy places the organism in Eukaryota, Fungi, Ascomycota, Dothideomycetes, Pleosporales, Didymellaceae. The transcript is spliced from 4 exons. The record is from RefSeq and is a predicted model, not a curated record. The coding region runs from base 1 to 753 and encodes 250 amino acids.
AUGGAUGGAACAGGAGCACAGCAAACAGCGCGAAUGCGUCUCCCAGCCCUAAUCGCGCACGUUGCGCAAAUCGUUCUGGCAAUAGCAGUCCUUGGUCUUGCGGCGUACGGGGUUGACUAUAUCUCAUACAAUGUCCUGAUCUACUCUCUGGUUGUGACCAUCUGCAGUCUUGGUGUGUCUUCAUGGAUGAUCGUCUCUCGAAAAUUCCUUGCCAAGUUCGAUAAUACAUGGGUGUCCUUAGGACUCCAUGCUUGGAUGCUCGUCUUCUGGAUCGUCAACCUCGGACUUACUGCCAAUCUGGCACAUGAAUGGCAUCCGCAAUGUUCCUAUACAUCAGAGAGCGGCAAGAUCUGCUCAUCGUAUGUCGUCAAGAGGGACACUACUUUCCAUACUUACUUCGGAGCGCUUGUUGCAAGUGCAGUGCUCAUUGGACUUCAAGUGCUCCUCUGGAUCGGCACCACGACACUGCUGGCACUCGACCUCAAGCGUCGCCGCUCAACCGUAUCGCAAGUCCCAACAGACGGCCCAACACCGCGCUUCUCUGCCGACUCUCAAGCAACUGAAGGCGACUUCGAGAAGCAAUCAAACAUAUUCGACAACGUUAGUGCAGCACCCACCCGUGAUCACGCAGAACCAGUCUUACCACCAGCAUCACCAGACAUCGAAGGCGAGCAAGUAGAACCAUACCAACCAUAUGUUGCCGGCAAUCAGCCCUCACAUCUCACUAUUCCUGGACCGGCGAGGAUGGCAUAAAUGAGCUUGGGUCGCCUGUGCCAUUGCAACGAGUGGUGAGCCAUUUGUACGCGACGAAUCCGGAGAUUGAGAAUUCGUUGGUUACAAAAACACGAAGUCCUCAGUAG